Messenger RNA from Paramecium sonneborni, 1289 nucleotides. Lineage: Eukaryota; Ciliophora; Oligohymenophorea; Peniculida; Parameciidae. The record is from the annotation of a GenBank genome assembly.
AUUUUAAUAAUGCAGGAGUUAACAGAACUUAAGAAUUUAGUUAUACAAUCUCUUGAAGCUAAUGGAUCUUUAGCUAAGAUUAGAGCUUAAAUAAGAGCGUCAGUCUUUAAUGUAGUUGAUUAAUAGGAAGGCAAUAAUAAAAAACCAUCUCCUUUUUUUUGGGAAAAUAAUAAAGCCUAAACAAUUUAUGAAUUAGGAUGUGGAAGAGAUAUGUUAGAAUUAAUAAAAGAAUUUUUAUUAUUUUUUGAAAUGCAUUACACUAAUUCAAUAUUCUCAAGGUAUAUUGAAAUCAAUUAUAUUUUUAUAGUGAAAGCAAUUUAAGAGAAGACAUUAAUCGUGAUUAAAUAGCUAAAAAAUUAAAUAUAGAUGCUAAUGAUUCUACUAAACCAUUAUUAUACUUUUUAUUAAAAAAUAGAUAACCUGAAAAAAAAUCGUAAUUUUUAAAUUUUAUUAUUUAUUAGAGAAGAAAAAGGCUAAUAACAAAAAAUUGCAUAACCUUCUCCAAAAGAUGUCUAAUAACAAUAAUUAUAAUAAUAACAAUAAUAAAAAUUACAAGACUAAAAGCUUUAAGAAUAGAGGAAAUAAGAUGAAUUACGAAAAUAAGAAGAAUUAAAAAAAUAAGAAGAAUAAAAAAAGCAAGAAGAAUAACGAAGAUAAGAUGAAUUAAGAAAAUAAUAAUAAGAGGAACAAAAGAAAAUUGAGGAAUAGAAAAAAGAGUAAUUAAGAAAACAGCAAGAGGAAUAAAGAAAAAUGGAAGAAUUAAAAAAAUAACAAGAAUAAUAAAAACUAGAAUAAUAAAAAUAAGAAUAACAAAGAUUAGAAUAAUAAAAACAGGAAUAAUAAAGAAAAGAAUAAGAAAAAUUGAAAGAACAAUAAAAAUAAGAAUAAUAAAGAAAAGAAUAAGAAAAACUCAGAGAAUAAUAAAAAUAAGAAUAAUAAAGAAAAGAAUAAGAAAAGUUGAAAGAACAAUAGAAAUAAUAAGAAUUACUUAAAUAAUAAGAAAGAGAAAAACUUGAAGCUGAAUAGAGAAAAGGCUAAGCAAAAAAAUUUGAACAUAGAAAUUAUGAAGAUGAAAAAUUUGAUAAUGAAGAUCUUGAAGAAUAAUUAGAAGGAGAUGUAUAAAUAUAACAUUAUUAAAGGAUUUGAGAGAUUCUUAAUUGUAAUAAGAUUAAUUUUAAGAGUCAGAUGAAUACAUGUAAUAAUCCUAAUCAUAAGGAAUUGACAUGACUGUUGAUUCUGCUGCAUUGGAGGAAUUUGACUAUUAUGAAGAUAUAGAAGAAAUGGAUUGA